UGUGAAGAAGAGGCGAGAGCGACCCCUGGAUCGACUUAAAGCCCGCGCCCCACUGCAUCCCCGUGUCCAGCGCCUACAUCCCACCGCCGCAGCCACCAUGCCCAAGAGAGAGGCUGAAGGGGAUGCUAAAGGAGAUAAAGGCAAGGUGAAGGACGAACCACAGAGAAGAUCUGCAAGGUUAUCUGCUAAACCUGCUCCUCCAAAGCCAGAGCCCAAGCCUAAAAAGGCCCCUGCAAAGAAGGGAGAGAAGGUACCCAAAGGGAAAAAGGGGAAAGCCGAUGAUGGCAAGGAUGGGAAUAACCCUGCAGAAAAUGGAGACGCCAAAACAGACCAGGCACAGAAAGCUGAAGGUGCUGGAGAUGCCAAGUGAAGUGUGUGCAUUUUUGAUAACUGUGUACUUCUGGUGACUGUACAGUUUGAAAUACUAUUUUUUAUCAAGUUUUAUAAAAAUGCAGAAUUUUGUUUUACUUUUUUUUUUUUUUAAGCUAUUUUGUUAGCACACAGAACACUUCAUUGUUGUUUUUUGGGGGAAGGGCACAUCACUAACAGAAUGUCUCAGAAGCUGAAUUGACGUGGGGGGAAAAUACCUUUCCCGUCUAGUUUUGAGAGACUUCCUCUUGGUUCCCAGGAAGGAGGGAUUCCUUGAU
This is a messenger RNA of Budorcas taxicolor (takin), 647 nucleotides long. RefSeq names its product non-histone chromosomal protein HMG-17-like. Gene Ontology annotation, cellular component: chromatin; nucleus. The record is from RefSeq and is a predicted model, not a curated record. The transcript has a single exon. Gene Ontology annotation, biological process: chromatin organization. Lineage: Eukaryota; Metazoa; Chordata; Mammalia; Artiodactyla; Bovidae. The coding region runs from base 98 to 370 and encodes 90 amino acids. Gene Ontology annotation, molecular function: nucleosomal DNA binding.